AUGGAAUACGCUUCGCUGUGGCCUUCCAUCGCGGGAUCUACUCCUACCUGCCUUAUCAUUGUCUCCACUCCAAUCGGCGCUCGCUUGACGAAGAGUGAUAAGCUUAUCCGUAUCUCUUCCGGGAUUCUCUCCGGGGCCCCGUGUUUAUCUCCAAAACCAGGGCCUUCCGGGAAAGCAGCAGAUUACAAGGAGAAGCCAGCAACUCGAUCUCUGUCUGGCAACCUCGACUUGACCGAUGUCUUCUCCAAGGUCUGCAACGUAUCUUGCCCGAAGACGGACCAAGACUUUCACUGGUUGCUGGACAUGCCGCUCAAGAAAAGUCAAGUGCGACGAGGGCAAACCACACUGUUCUCCGUGCAAAAUCUGAACUUGUCUGAUAUCGAACUGGCCAACGAUGCAUCGGCCUCCAGAUCUCAGAGGCGACAAGUUCCAAUUUGUAGGCUUUCUGAUCACCUUUUGACAUGGAGUCAAGUCGAGGGGAUCCUUAAACUCAUUGAGUCUGUAGAACCAUCGUCAGCAACCAGCUCAAGCGAUGACGUGGGUAUUCACGUCGAGAAUUUCGGAGUGUUUGAUGUAGGAAAACCAUCGACUAUCGAUUCUCGGAACCCUGCCGGCACUUUGCUUCUGCAAGAUACUUUGACGACAACCGAGACUUGCGAUGAAGAGUCUGAACGAAUGUUGAGUACUGACCUGGCUCUUUACACUUCCUCUCCAAGUGUGCCAAGUCCUGAGAGACAGCAGUUAUUGCCAUCGCCUUCAUACUCCGAAGCUGAAGUAGCUUGGGAGUUGUGCAAUCUGCAUUUGCAAGGGCCUUCGGAGACGGAGGUAGAUAGCCUAUGCCCAGGCCUUGCCGAAGACCAUUCAGACAACCUUCAAGAUGAGGGAGUCGCUGACAGAGCCUCGUCUUCUUCAUCAAGACAUCAGCGUUGGCCCGGGAUAAGCGUCUCCACGGAACUUCCAAGGCCAACGAUGGCAUUUAUCUCUGAGAGAGAGCGAUCUCUCAUGCAUCACUACAUGCAUAGAGUCGUCAACAUAUUUUGUGUCAUCGACAAUGCAAAGAGUCCUUGGAAGACGAUACAUCUGCCUCGAGCUAUUCAGGGUGCCGGUGAGCUGAGUGUGAUGGGCGCAACAUCUAGGAUCCGCAAUGCCCUGCGAAACGCGCUGCUCUCUAUAAGUGCCUACUACCUCUCAAACGUUCAGGUCAUGUCAGGAGACACAAGCACCUGUGGUGUUCAUCUAGACGGCGCUCAACAGCUGAUCAUCCACAUGGGGAAGGGAAAGCCUAGGCUAUCUUCAAAGUCUCGAGCUCUGCAUAGGAUCUACUAUUACCUUCGAGUUAUUUACGAAAGUACCGCGCCCCUACGAAGUCGCACAUGUCGCUUUUCGCCAUCUUCCAGAGAAGGUGUUCUUCAUAUGCCCCAUUCUCCAGGCCAACAAGUCUCCACCAGUACUUUCCCUUUCCCAGACGAGGAUGCAAUAUCUUCGUGCUCUGAGCCUGUACAAGCAGCAAGCAAGAUGGCAUCAUAUGAAUGUAUCUAUGGAAUCCCACAGAGCUUACUCGUUUUGCUUCAAAGAACCAUUGAUCUGAUUGAUAGGGUCGAUGCGGCGAGGAAGAAUCAUAGCAUCACAUCGAUGCCAAAGGAUUUGGACAGAACGUGCGAUGAUAUUGAAAGAGAUAUCUUCGACUGGCCACUCGACUUGGAACUCACUCGGUAUCGAGAUGCCGACAUUGGCACGAGCUUUGAGAUCAUCUAUCACCAAACACAUUCAUUUCAUAACGCUCUCAUUAUUUACUUCUCCCAGAAUGUCAGACUACUCAGCCAUAGGUAUCUCCGCCAGUAUGUGACGGAGGUUCUCCAUGACAUUGAAACUAUCGAGAACAUCAAGGCCGAGAGCAAGCUACUUGCUGCACCCCUCUUCUGGCCGGCUUUCAUGGCGGCAACGGAAGCUCAUGAUCAGCGUCUCCAAGACCGCUUCCGCCAAUGGUAUACUAAAGUUGCGGUUUACGGCAUCAAGGCGGUGAGAACAGGAACUCAAGUUGUGUAUGAAGUGUGGAAACGGGGACCCUCGUCUGAUGGUCGUGUGACGAGCCAAUGGCGUACCGUAGUGGAGGAAACAGGGAUGACUUUGAUGCUGACAUGA
Molecule: messenger RNA, 2142 nt
Organism: Colletotrichum lupini
Lineage: Eukaryota; Fungi; Ascomycota; Sordariomycetes; Glomerellales; Glomerellaceae
Exons: 6
Coding region: 1-2142 (713 amino acids)
Biological process (GO): positive regulation of transcription by RNA polymerase II
Cellular component (GO): nucleus
Molecular function (GO): DNA-binding transcription factor activity; transcription cis-regulatory region binding
Source: RefSeq, a predicted model, not a curated record